Messenger RNA from Exaiptasia diaphana, 675 nucleotides. RefSeq lists its product as uncharacterized. The record is from RefSeq and is a predicted model, not a curated record. The coding region runs from base 1 to 675 and encodes 224 amino acids. The transcript has a single exon. Lineage: Eukaryota; Metazoa; Cnidaria; Anthozoa; Actiniaria; Aiptasiidae.
AUGAUCUUACGCAAUGAAGUCAGACUUCAAAACGAACCCACAAGAAUUAUUUCAAAUGUAUCGUUUGAAGUCACAGUGCAGAAUCCUAAAUCUAUGAAAAACUUCACUGGACUUACCCCGGAACAGUUUGAAUUACUCUUUGAGUUCUUGAACAAUGUUUACCCAUUCAACGAAAUCGUGUAUUGGGAUGCAAAGGAAUCUAGCAGACCAAAGGGUACUUGCGGCCCAGAAUCAAUCUUAACAGACCGAGAAAAACUGUAUAUUACUCUGCUACGCCUAAAGAGAGGCUAUACCAUUGAAUCAUUGGCUGUUUUGCUGAGUACUCCACAACGAACAAUCGAGGCCACAUUGAUUCGCAAGAUUUUUACAACCUUUAUCCAGUUUAUUUACAAAGUUGUUAGAGACAUGAAAUAUGUUAUGUUCCCUACACGAGAUAUUACUAGAAGAAGAUUACCCAAAGUUUUUAAAACUAUGAAAAACAUUCGCUGCAUGAUUGAUUGCACUGAGUUUGCUGUGGAAAUGUCCAGGAAUUUUGCCAGACAGGGGAAUACAUAUUCUUCAUAUAAGCACACUAACACAUUUAAAUCACUAAUAGCUGUAACACCAAAUGGAAGUGCUUGUUUUGUGUCAGAACUAUAUGAAGGAGAUGUUAAUGAUGUAGAUCUGGAAUGGUAA